Molecule: messenger RNA, 1287 nt
Organism: Alosa alosa (allis shad)
Lineage: Eukaryota; Metazoa; Chordata; Actinopteri; Clupeiformes; Clupeidae
Gene: cntf
Product: ciliary neurotrophic factor
Exons: 3
Coding region: 288-902 (204 amino acids)
Biological process (GO): negative regulation of neuron apoptotic process; ciliary neurotrophic factor-mediated signaling pathway
Molecular function (GO): ciliary neurotrophic factor receptor binding
Source: RefSeq, a predicted model, not a curated record
GAGUGAAGGUUGGAAUUUAAUAACAGGGGGCAGCAUUUAGUAUGAUUAGCUUACCGAAAGUUUGAAGGAUAUUCUACUGGUGAUGCAUUUACCGAGAGGACUACAAAUCAGCUCGUUUAUUUAACCUACGUUUUAGUUUGACACCUACAGAGAGAGAGUUUAAACUUUGGUUGAAGACGUUGCGGAUAUUAAUGAGAAGACUGAUUAGUUGCCCUGUGGAACAUUAGGCGAAGAAGAACUGAAAGUCCGUGUCCGCGUCGCCCGACUUGUGGAGUUCUCCGCUAUCUAUGGCUGGGACAGGAGCGAACGGCAGACAGCUCAAAGGGGGCUACAGGGCAACAGUGAAGACUGUUCAGCUUGCCCGGCUGUUGUAUACCGAAAGUGUCCGACUGCUAGACCUCUAUAAAGAAAGGGAGAGCUUUCCGCAGACUGCUGUCUCUGGUGACCAUCUCGUAUCUGUGCCUCGGCCGGCACCCCAACUUCCUGCAGGCGAGAGGGUGUGGCUCGUUCACACAGCCCUUGGGCAAUGCCAGGGUCUUCUGGAUCGUGCCAUAGUUCUGGAGGAUACAGAGCUGGGGCUGCCAGGGGACAAAGAGAACACUGAGUACCUGAGCCAGCGUAAAGUGGUCAAGGAGAGGCUGGGGCACCUGUUGCAGAGCACCAAGAGCCUCCUACUGGAUGGAGGUGCUACUGCAACUGUGGGGACAGGGCAGGAGAGGACAGUGGAGCCAGAUGGAGGCUUGUUUGCUUUGAAGGUGUGGAUCUAUCGGAUCAUUCAAGAUGUGGUUUACUGGACAAAUAUGGCCUCUGAAACGCUCCCUAUGGCUCCUGUGGAGGCUGUAAAUGAGACAAGGAAGAUGGCAAGAAAUAGAAGGAAGGGGAAGAGAGUAGGACGUAGAUGAACAUCUUGAAAGAUCCAUAGAAGGCAGAGAGAGAGAGGGAGAGAGAGGACAGAAAGACAAGGAGUAGAUCCUCACUCAAAGCCGAAGAUGGGGAUGCAGGAAAAUACUGCCAGAAAAAGUAUGGGCUGAAACGCCUAAGGCUGUGAACUUUGAACUUUGAAAACCUGUUACAUCGCUUUACAUUCUUGAUCCUAACUGUCAAGUUUAAGGAUAGGUAUUCAAUCUAACACUUCUCUGUGAACCAUAAACUAAUUACAGUUGUAUGUCAGAAUUCUUACUCCGCUGUAAUGGCUGUACUGUGACUGCUUGAUGUGCUCAUCCUAGCUGUGUAUGGCUGCUACUGCAGGCAUUUGUUUGCCAUUAAAAAAUAAAGUGCUUAAUGUGA